AUGAAGUUUGUUUCAUCUGCUGAGACAGAACCAGCCAGCACGACAACAAUUUAUGAGGAUUCAAAGUCAGGUCGAGGUAUGAGCACAAUGCCUCGUGUUGUGAAAAGAAAAUUUCAGAAAAUCAAGCCAGUUGUUGAGUACAAUAAAAGGGGGAAAGGAUGUGGCCCUGCACAUACUGAGAUGCAGUCUUACAUUGGUGUGUUGGCACGCUCCAGAGUCCCACUUGUGGACAAGAAAUGGGCUGAAAUCCCCAAGGAUAUAAAGGAGCAGAUUUGGGAAGCCGUUGACAUGGCUUUUGUGGUAGGUCAAGGGGGCAAGAACCUGGUGUUAUCUUCUGCUGCCAAGAAAUGGAAGGAUUUCAAGUUACACUAA
This is a messenger RNA of Prunus armeniaca (apricot), 372 nucleotides long. Lineage: Eukaryota; Viridiplantae; Streptophyta; Magnoliopsida; Rosales; Rosaceae. The record is from the annotation of a GenBank genome assembly.